CCUCCCGCUCUGCCGCCUUCCCACCCUUCAGCCCCGCGCCUCCCGGGGCGCCCGACCGCUCAGCGAUGAAUCCAGUGCUGGGCAACCAGACCGAUGUGGCGGGCCUGUUCCUGGCCAACAGCAGCGAGGCGCUGGAGCGCGCCCUGCGCUGCUGCACCCAGGCGUCCGUGGUGACCGACGACGGCUUCGCCGAGGGCGGCCCGGAUGAGCGCAGCCUGUACAUCAUGCGCGUGGUGCAGAUCGCGGUGAUGUGCGUGCUCUCGCUCACGGUGGUCUUCGGCAUCUUCUUCCUCGGCUGCAACCUGCUCAUCAAGUCGGAGGGCAUGAUCAACUUUCUGGUGAAGGACCGGAGACCGUCCAAAGAGGUCGAGGCGGUGGUCGUGGGGCCCUACUGACCGGCCCUCCGAGUCCCGCGGGAGCCCCCCCACCGCCCCUACUGCGCCAGUCCCUCUGCGCCCCUCACCAUCAGAAAUCAGCCAAGGCAAACCUGUCGGAGCCAAUUAUUUCUCUGGACUUCUCCUAUUUUAGUAUACAUGCUGCCUAAGCGAGCACUCUGGACUUCUCCUUUCCGGACAAAGCGCACCGUUCUCGCUGGCCCUCCGAAAGUCCCCAUGCCUGGCUGUAGGAGGGGAGCGCUCUGACUUCCGGACUCAGCAGCAGGUGGCAAAAGAGGGCGUUUAGGGCGCAGAACUUUGGAAGCUGCUACUUGCGUGGGAUUCGGGGAGACGGACGAGGCGAAGGCCCUUCACCUGCAGGUUGGCCAAGCCCUGGGGGCAGCUGGAGAGGGCGGGCGGGGGAGAGGCCCAGCGGUGCAGAUCGCCUGGUGACCAGAACAGUGACCUGUUUAUACGUCUCGCAACAAACCUAAUGGGGACACACAAAUCCGUGGGCAGAUUCACGCCCACUCCUUUCCGCUCUCCCCAGCCCGGGAGGGGAGCGCUGACACCUUUGAUUGAUUGUAACGUGCCGUUUUAAGGAAUUUUGUGUUAGUUUGCUUGAGUACAAAUAUUUGAUAAGUUUUUUCUGCCCUUGUGGCCUGUUUGCCUGCCUGGGGGUUAGAGUUUCGUCACUGUGGGAGAAGGGGUGGGGGGAGGGGGAGCCUGCGAAUGUGAAUGGGGUGAAAUUGUUUCUUUUAGUGAAUUUCCAACUGAGUCUUUUGGGGCUCCAGCUAACCCGGGGCCAAAGACUCAGAAUAGAACUCCCGUAGCUCGUGACUGCACGGUUUACUCCACAAAAGUGCUCUUGAUAUCCGUGACACCGUUUUGACAGUUUUGACUUUUUUUCUUAUUUAACAUUUCCUUAAUAAAUGUAACAUUUAAGUGU
Messenger RNA from Fukomys damarensis (Damara mole-rat), 1323 nucleotides. It is a transcript of the gene Rprm, whose product is annotated as reprimo, TP53 dependent G2 arrest mediator homolog. The transcript has a single exon. Gene Ontology annotation, cellular component: cytoplasm. Lineage: Eukaryota; Metazoa; Chordata; Mammalia; Rodentia; Bathyergidae. Gene Ontology annotation, biological process: regulation of mitotic cell cycle. The record is from RefSeq and is a predicted model, not a curated record. Bases 66 to 395 code for a protein of 109 amino acids.